Molecule: messenger RNA, 1118 nt
Organism: Lagenorhynchus albirostris (white-beaked dolphin)
Lineage: Eukaryota; Metazoa; Chordata; Mammalia; Artiodactyla; Delphinidae
Product: anoctamin-7-like
Exons: 8
Biological process (GO): chloride transmembrane transport
Cellular component (GO): plasma membrane
Molecular function (GO): chloride channel activity
Source: RefSeq, a predicted model, not a curated record
UCCAACCAGAAGCCUGGGGCUGCCUGUAGGAGGGGAAAUACGGUACUGGUGCCUGGCUCCCUCCUCCCUCUCCUCUUUUUCUCCUUCCCCCAUCCUUCCCAGGCCUCAGUGAGCUGGUAAGUGAAGCUCCUGCCUGCUGCCAGCCACCAGCCAAGCCCGGCCUUGUGGACAACAAGGAGAACCCCAGGCAAGUUGCCUGCUCCCAGGAUGAGGAAGGAGAUGCAGGAGCCAGAUCUGCAAAGGCUGCUGGGCAGGCCUCCAGAGCCUUGGGACGGCGAUGGUGCCGAGGACAAGGACCGGAGGACGACCGUCUCUGCGCGUCCCGCUGCAGCAUUUGUGUCCCAGACUCCGGAGGCAACAUUUUCCGCGACUGGAAAACCGAAAUCGACUUCCUGCUCGUGAGGGAGGACAAGCUGCGACCCCCGCGGCGGGCGUGGUGACAGCGACUCCUGCAAGCGGAGCUGGCGCGAUAAGUUCCAGAGGAACCUGAGCGCGCCGGGCUGCUCCUGGAGGAGGUGGCAGAGAUCCUGGCCCGAACAAUCUAUGGGAAAGAGAAACGUGCAGAGAUGGUCAUGGCCCGUCUGCUGACCGAGGGAGUCUACACUGCAGCCUUCCCACUGCGUGAGCUGGGCUAUCUCUUUGACCAUCUGGGAACUGUGUUCUUUAGCAUCUUCAUGUGCUUCUGGGCCACGGCCUUCCUGGAGCACUGGAAGCACAAGAGUACCACCUUGGCCCACCACUGGGACUGCAGUGACUUCCAGGAAGAGGAGGAGUGCCCACAUCCAGAGUUUGCUGCCCUGGCCCCACAGAUGGCCCAGAACCCAGUGACAGGCCUGAAGGAGCCCUACUUCCCACCCCACACCCGUCUUCCCCGCCUACUCACCAGCUCUGCAGCCAUCCUCAUCAUGCUCUGUGUGGCGAUGAUUUUCCUGGUGUCUGUCAUCAUUUACUGUGGCAUCAGCAGCAUUGCAAUGUCCCACACGGCCAACUCUGUGCUCUCUGCCUAGGCUGGUAAUGUUGCCGACAUCGGCAGCACCGUGCUCUACCUGGUACUGAUCCUCCUCCUGGACCAGAUCUACACCCCACUGGCUGAGCAACUCACCAGGUGGGAUGAGUAA